Molecule: messenger RNA, 1963 nt
Organism: Neurospora crassa OR74A
Lineage: Eukaryota; Fungi; Ascomycota; Sordariomycetes; Sordariales; Sordariaceae
Product: acetyltransferase
Exons: 3
Coding region: 198-1520 (440 amino acids)
Source: RefSeq, a predicted model, not a curated record
GGAUCGGCCUAUAUAUGUCAUGUAGAACAUGUCUAGCGCGUCGCUGCGGGCUAUCGCGGGAUUGAUAUAACAUACAUACAUACUACAUACAUACUACAUACAUAAGACACUUGCUGUCGUCAUCUAGUCUGCAUCUGCUUCAGACGUUUAAACGAAAAAAAAAAAAGACCAGCCCAGCCCUCGAGGAAAUUCCAUUCAUGACCCCAAGACGGAUGGACUCCAUUCAAAUUUCUCCUCAAAGGAUCCACCCGCACAAAACCCACACCAUCUCCAGAAUGUCCAGGAACACGGCCUCUAGCUCGGUUCACUGCCGGCCUCCGCUCAGAUUGCCUCCGCAGUCGCAUCCCAGCAGCAUCGAUACGCCUCGACAGCGCUCCAAUAACAUGGACGGCUCCAACCACAUGUCAUCCAGCAUCACGGAGCUCGAUUUGAGCAAAUGUCACCCGCGGAUGGUUGACAGGAUCAAUGCCGUACCCGGACUCAAGACCAGUGCUGCUUUCUUCACCUUCCUCCGCGCCAACCUCGUUCUCCCUCACUCCGGGCUCUCCUCCAACCCCUCCACUCCCUACCUAGAGCCCUACGUUCCUCCACCACUACCGCCGCUAUCUCGCUCACCAUCUUCCUCCUCAUCCUCAGCUUCAACCGCCAAAUCCUCCAAAUCAAGAUCCAAGUCAACCACCAUGACAUCAACACCACCAACUGUCGCCGCCAGCGGUGCCGAAAACCUCGACGACAUCCCCCCUCUCACCCUCGACAUCCUCACCACCCGCCCCGCCAAGACCGACGCCCUGAAACUCAUCGCCGACUCCAUCGCCCAACAGCGUCAACAAGCCUCUUACCACCUCAUCACCCACCCUGCCUGUCUUUCCGCGCUUUCCGUCGCCUUGGCAUUGGUCUACCAAUUCGGCAUUGCCCGCGCCUCCCCCCAACACCAAGACUGGGGCACCACAGCCAUGCUUCUCUCUGGAGUAGUCAUGACCUACCUGAUGACCAUCAGGUACUUUACUUCAGGUUACAUCAAGCUAGCUGAAUCCCUAUCUUGGGAUUGGCUACUCAAUCCGUCGGCAGCGGACGGCAACAGCCCAGCCACGGAAGAAGAAGACAUCGUCCUCGGCACCUAUUAUGGCACCGAGCUCAUUGGCGCCCUCGUCCUUCGUCUCGAACCACCCACUUCCUCUCGCUCCUCCUCGCCCACCGCAAACAGACAGCGGAAAUCCCACUCCCGCCACAACUCCUUCUCCGCAAAGACCAAGUCCUUCAAGGGCGGGAGGGGCGUGAUCCGCGCGUGGACGACUAAGCUCAGAUACAGAGGCAGGGGCGUGGGCAGGGAUAUGUUGGUUGAAGCGGUUAGGCUGACGCGGGAGAAAUGCGGAAAGGAGGCAGAGGUCGGGUUCGCGGCCGAGCAUGCAAAUGCUAACUGUGGCGAGGUGUUACCUGAAUGGUUCUGUGGUCGGUUUAGGAAGGGGGAGAGGAGGGCCGCGAGGUGUUUGGAGGGCGUUGUUGCUGAGUACAAGCGGUAAUUGAAUCCAGAUUGGGAAGUUAGGCGAUAUCUUGCCUGCUUCGAGGGGGAUAUCGUGAAGGUCGGUUAUUGAGUUGCUCGUUGUCGUGGUCGGACGAACCAUCAUGGAUAUGGUACCGACCAGCAAGGGUAAUCUGGGGGGGUUUGUCCACUCGCUCUAAUGGGUUGGAAGCAGUUUUUUCUUUCAUUACGAUAAUACCUACCUACAGGCGUUCACCGGGGUGGUUGCUUGUUCUUUCUCGCAUGUUUUCUGUUUUCGCUUUACGCCCAAAAUCCUCCGGUCUUUCACAACUUUCUUCUUUCGAGAUACCACUUAGAUUUUGUACACGGACAUGGAUGAGCCAAGGUGCUCGCGGCAGCACAACUCGCUGGCGGCUGAUGUCACAAUUGGAUAGGAGAAAAAGAUACCCUCGUUCUAGAUAAUAAUAAAACAUAAGUCCCCUA